AUGCCUGCAAAAACUGCUGGGAAGCCGAAGCCGCAGCACAAGCCGAACAAAACGGAGCUCAAGAAGCAAAAGAGGAAGCGCGACCAUGAAGACCUGCACAAACUCGAGGAGGCCAUCGCCCAGCUGGACCCCAAGUCUGGCAAGGUGAAAACCUUUGCUGACCUGUCCUCGGCCAUUUCACCUGCGACAGCAUCCGGCCUUCACUCAUCACACUUCACGAACAUGACCGAAAUCCAGGAACAGGCAAUCCCGUUGGCAUUGCAGGGCAAGGAUAUCCUCGGCGCGGCGAAGACGGGCAGUGGCAAGACACUGGCUUUCCUGGUGCCAGUACUGGAGAAGCUCUAUCGCGAACAAUGGACAGAGUUUGACGGUCUCGGUGCUCUGAUCCUCUCCCCGACUCGAGAGCUGGCGGUUCAAAUUUUCGAAGUGUUGCGCAAGAUCGGACGGCACCAUGCCUUUUCAGCCGGCCUCGUUAUUGGUGGAAAGAGUCUAAAGGAAGAGGCCGAGCGAUUGAUUCGAAUGAAUAUCUUAGUCUGCACGCCAGGACGAAUGCUGCAGCACCUGGACCAGACGGCCGGUUUCGACGCGAACAACUUGCAGAUUCUGGUGUUGGACGAGGCGGAUCGAAUCAUGGACCUGGGAUUCCAAUCUGCAGUUGAUGCACUGGUUGAGCAUCUGCCCAAGUCGCGACAGACACUCAUGUUCAGUGCGACGCAGAGCAAAAAAGUUUCAGAUCUUGCCCGACUCAGCCUGAAAGACCCCGAAUACGUCUCUGUGCACCAAGACGCAACGACAGCAACACCAACUACCCUCCAACAACACUACAUCGUCACCCCGCUACCCGAGAAACUCGAUACUCUCUAUGGUUUUAUCAAGGCGAACGUCAAGAGCAAAAUCAUCGUAUUUCUCAGCUCCGGCAAGCAAGUCCGGUUUGUCUACGAAAGCUUUCGACACCUUCAGCCUGGUAUUCCACUACUUCAUCUUCACGGCCGUCAGAAGCAAGUGGCGCGAUUAGAAAUCACAAACAGAUUCACCGCCGCAAAGACAUCGUGUCUGUUUGCUACUGACGUGGUUGCGCGAGGCAUUGAUUUCCCUGCAGUUGAUUGGGUCAUUCAGGCAGAUUGCCCUGAAGAUGCUGAUACAUAUAUCCACAGAGUGGGACGAACGGCCCGAUUCCAGAGCAAUGGCCGCGCCGUUCUCUUCCUCGACCCCAGCGAAGAGGAGGGGAUGAUUAAGCGACUAGAACACAAGAAGAUCCCCAUACAAAAAGUGCACGUCAAGGAGAAGAAGAAGAAGAGUAUCAAGAACAACCUACAGGAUAUGUGCUUCAAGUUCCCCGACCUGAAAUACCUGGGCCAAAAGGCGUUUAUCAGUUACACAAGGUCGAUUCACCUGCAGAAGGAUAAAGAAGUCUUCAAGUUUGAUGACCUCGACUGGGACGCAUAUGCAUCGAGCCUUGGUUUGCCCGGAACCCCACAGAUCAAAUUCCAGAAGGGUGAGGAUAUCAAGAGGAUAAAGAAUGCGCCCCGCCAAGGCAUGUCAAGCGACUCAGAAUCAGACAUGGACCUGGACGGAGCGUACGAUAAGAAGAAGAAGGACAAGAAAGAGGUGCGGACGAAAUACGACAAGAUGUUUGAACGAACAAACCAGGACGUUUUGUCUAGCCAUUACUCUAAACUUGUGCUGGAUGGAGGCAAGGAGGAUGACGAUGAGGAGGAUGACUUCUUGUCUGUAAAGAGAAGACUAAAUGACGACGAUGUCGACGUACUUACGGGCACGGCACCCAUCAACUCCGCCAAGGUCAUAGCACUAGGCGGCGAUGAUUUAUACGUCGUCGAUUCAAAACGCCGCGAGAAAGCCCUUCAGUCAAAGAAGAAGAUGGCCAAAUUCCGUGGCAACUCCUCGAAGCUCGUGUUUGACGAAGAAGGCAACGCGCACGAAAUCUACGAGCUCCAGGACGAAGAAGACUUCAAGCAACAAGGCCCCGCAGACGAGCAGCGCCAGAAGUUCUUGGAUAGCGAGACGGUUAGGGUCAAGGAGGCUGAUGUGGACGACAAGCUACUCGCGAAGCAGCGGAAGAGAGAGAAGAAGGAGAAGAGGAAGGCGAGGGAAGCGAUGGAAAUGGCUGGCGGAGAGGGCGUUGAUCCACAGCUUGGUGCGAACGGCGAUGGCGACGAUCCGCUGGCUCUGCUGCGCUCUCUGCCUAUGGCUGGGGAGGACCGCAGUGAUGAUUCAGAUGCCGAGCCGCCGAAGAAGAAGGCCAAGAAGUGGUUCCAGGACGACUCGGACGAUGAAGAUGCCAAGAAGAAGAGCAAGGGCGGGAAGAAGAAGAAGGGAGGCAAGGUUAUUGAGGUGGACCAGGAGCCUGAGACAUUGGAGGAUCUGGAAGCUUUGGCUGCGGGCUUGUUGGAUGGUUGA
This is a messenger RNA of Trichoderma virens Gv29-8, 2418 nucleotides long. RefSeq lists its product as uncharacterized. The record is from RefSeq and is a predicted model, not a curated record. Bases 1 to 2418 code for a protein of 805 amino acids. Lineage: Eukaryota; Fungi; Ascomycota; Sordariomycetes; Hypocreales; Hypocreaceae. Gene Ontology annotation, cellular component: nucleus. Gene Ontology annotation, molecular function: nucleic acid binding; ATP binding. The transcript has 2 exons. Gene Ontology annotation, biological process: rRNA processing.